Messenger RNA from Larimichthys crocea (large yellow croaker), 4248 nucleotides. Its product is annotated as guanine nucleotide-binding protein G(o) subunit alpha. The transcript has 8 exons. Bases 692 to 1756 code for a protein of 354 amino acids. Gene Ontology annotation, cellular component: cytoplasm; heterotrimeric G-protein complex. Lineage: Eukaryota; Metazoa; Chordata; Actinopteri; Sciaenidae. The record is from RefSeq and is a predicted model, not a curated record. Gene Ontology annotation, molecular function: G-protein beta/gamma-subunit complex binding; GTPase activity; corticotropin-releasing hormone receptor 1 binding. Gene Ontology annotation, biological process: G protein-coupled dopamine receptor signaling pathway; adenylate cyclase-modulating G protein-coupled receptor signaling pathway.
CUCUCUCUCUCUCUGUUCUGACGUCACCAACCUGCAAUUGAACGAAUGAACUAACGAGCCACCGAGUCCCCAACCGGAGCUACCGGGAGGCAGAAGAAGAAGGAGAAGAAGAACCGUUUUUGCAGAGUCCGUGAGUCCCCCCCCAACACCCACCCACCUUCCUUCCACCUUCACCGCCAGAGAAACGGGAGGAAGGUCCGCCGUGCUUUUUGUUUUCUGGGAGGAAUCAAACGAUGCGUUAACACUUCAAACGAUCCACGAGAAAAAGAAAAAACCGUUACCGUGAUUUAACGACAGAAAGAAAAAGAAAGAGAGAGAGAGGACGGACGGACAUAUCAACACCAACUACUACUACUGAGAAACGGUUACCGUGUUUUGUCGGUGCCGUGGAGCAGAAAUUUAAAUGUUUUAACGGAGAGAGAGAGAGAGAAAGAGGGAGCUGCCCAGAGAAGGAGCGGAGAAGAAAGAAAGAAAAAGAAAAAGAAAGAAACGAGGAUUUGUUUCAUUGAAUCCAGCUUUUUUUAUUAUUAUUAUUAUUAUUAUUGCCUUCCCCUCCUCCUCCUCCUCUUCACCUCCUCCUCCUCCUCCUCCUCCUCUCUCUGUCUGUCUCUCUUUUUUUUUUUUUUUUUUUUUUUUUUCUCCUGCCGUGGAUCCCGGUCUCGGUAACGCUAUCAAGCUGUGUUCUCUAACCAUGGGAUGUACUCUGAGCGCAGAGGAGAGGGCGGCUCUGGACCGGAGCAAAGCCAUCGAGAAAAACCUCAAGGAGGACGGUCUGACCGCGGCCAAAGAUGUUAAACUGCUGCUGCUCGGGGCUGGAGAGUCAGGGAAAAGCACCAUCGUCAAACAGAUGAAGAUCAUCCACGAGGACGGUUUCUCCGGCGACGACGUAAAGCAGUACAAGCCUGUCGUUUACAGCAACACCAUCCAAUCUCUGGCUGCCAUCGUGCGCGCCAUGGAUACACUGGGCCUGGAGUACGGAGACAAAGAGCGGAAGGCGGAUGCUAAGAUGGUGUGCGACGUGGUCAGUCGCAUGGAGGACACGGAGCCUUACUCCGCCGAGCUGCUCUCCGCCAUGAUGCGCCUGUGGUCCGACUCAGGCAUCCAGGAGUGUUUCAGCCGCGCCCGAGAGUACCAGCUCAACGACUCAGCGCAGUACUACCUAGACAGCCUAGAUCGGAUUGGUGCGACAGACUACCAGCCUACAGAGCAGGACAUCCUGAGGACCCGAGUGAAGACCACAGGCAUUGUCGAGACACACUUUACCUUCAAAAACCUCCACUUCAGGCUGUUCGACGUGGGAGGUCAGAGGUCGGAGAGGAAGAAGUGGAUCCACUGUUUCGAGGACGUCACAGCCAUCAUUUUCUGCGUGGCGCUCAGCGGAUACGACCAAGUGCUGCAUGAGGACGAGACCACGAACCGCAUGCACGAGUCUCUGAAGCUGUUUGAUUCCAUCUGUAACAACAAGUGGUUUAAAGACACCUCCAUCAUCCUCUUCCUGAACAAGAAGGACAUCUUUGAAAAGAAGAUCACCAAAUCACCGCUGUCCAUCUGCUUCCCCGAGUAUACCGGUCCGGACACUUACUUGGAUGGAAUAGAUCACAUUAAGUGUCAGUACGAGAGCAAGAACAAGUCAACCAACAAGGAGGUCUACUCCCACGUGACCUGCGCUACAGACACCAACAACAUCCAGUUUGUCUUUGACGCUGUCACUGAUGUCAUCAUAGCAAAUAACCUGCGGGGGUGUGGCCUGUAUUGAUUCACUGUUGAACGUUGGAUGAAUGGAUGAAGAGUGCUUGACUUGAAGUUUAUCAGCGAUGUCCCAUGGGCUUUGUUCGUGAUGUCUGAUGAAGGCCGGCCAUUGAUCCAAUUUGACCCUUAAUUAAUGAUUUGAUUGGUUGAGUGGCUGGUUGGUUGGUUGGUUGGUUGAGAAUUCUUUUAACCUAUUUAUUUUCCACCUAAAGAAGACCCAGCAUUAAAUUACAACACUGUGCGUUGAAUUGUGCCAGACCUCCAAAUAUUUUGCUGGUUAAUGUCUGACUUGGUACUUCAGGGGUGUAAGGUGUCUGAGACUUGUUGACAGGUACAUUUAGUGUUGCAUUUCUCAAAGAACUAGACUGUAAAGUACAGUAUGUGCAGCCAUCUUCACCAGCAGUCCCCAAAAAAGUGGAAUAGGAAUCACUUCUCUACCUUGAAGUAUUUCUAAAUAUUUUAUUUGAGCUGUCGUAUGCCUUAGUCACCCUAACCCUUAGACAAUGUGGAUCUGAAUAUAUUGUAUUGGGUCUUUAAACUGGUCUCAAUCAGGUUCAAGGUCACUUUACACAUAGUUUACACCACAAAGACUUUAUCGUGUGCAGGCAACUCUGUUCAGCCUUUCAAGAAGACAUUCGGAGAAAACGUGUAGUCAUCAGCAAAGAAACUGUUUUUCAAAAAUACCUUUUGUGCAUGCCUCCUGUGUUGUGUAAUUUUGUUUUCUGAUGACAGUCCUGCUUUGUGCUGUAUAGUGUCUGACUGUAUUGUUGCAAUAGGUCAUGCUCUGUUAAAUACCGGGCUCCAAAAAUGACCACUAUUCAAGAAAUAAAGACGAUAUUAUUAACUAAUUCAUCACAUGAACAAAUAGAGAAAAAAAUAGAGUAAGAACUAAUAAUGGUUAUUUAAUUAAAUAUAACUCAAUAUUAGGCUUUAUUUUAGCUGUUGCUGAGCCUGCUAAGAGGCUGGCACCACAUGAUCGUUUUCAUGUCACAGAGGAAAAUAUACUUCUUUAAAAUCAUUUCAAAUUGUAUUAGUUUGCAUGCUUUUCUGUACUUUUUCAUUUGACGAUUUAGUUACAAUAAUGUCUUAUUCAUUGUUUUUUAUUUUGUAGUUCCAUAUUAAAGUUAUGAUUCAACCGGUAGGACCAAAAUAUCACUCACUCACAUCAGCUUCAAUAUAGCAAAGCCUCGUUUAUUCAAAACCUGUGGGAGGAGAGCGAUUAUCAAAGUGACCUGUGCAGAAUAUUAAAUUUUAUGAGACCAAAGGUAAUACUGUUUAUAAAACAUGAUGUUUUUCUGUAAAAUCACAUUUCUAUUUUUUUUUUAAAUUAUAUUGUGAAUUGACGGCACUUAGUUUGACUAGUUCAGCUUUUAAAACCUUAAUAUAUUCUGCUUUUAGCUCCUUUGGGUAACUUUGAGCGACUCCUAGUGAAGUAUCAAACUGGGAUUACAGUCAAACACUCACGCUGUUACAAUCAUUUGAUUAUUUUAAGACAUAUCAUUUUGUUGUGCAGCGUCAGUCACGGUUUCAGCGAUGGUUUCCCACUCAAGAGGAGUUCAUAUAGUAGGAUUGAUUGUGUGUUUCCAUGUUGCAAAGGAAGAACGUCAAUAUUACACUUAGUGUUUUGGCCUUGGAUGCAUUUCAUCUGGGAGUAAAUUUGUUUUUGGUCCCUGUAGAAUAUAUAUAUUGAUCAGAUUUAGAGGAGGUGAGCGGUGUGAUUUCUUGUUUUGUCCGUUUAUCUUAAAUAUGAAGCUUAUGUUUAAAUCUAUAGUGAGGACGUUGCUGUUUUUGUCUUCUGUUUAUGUCACCUCUGUACAUACUUUAAACAAAGAGCUGCAAGAAAAUAGUGUGCUGACUGAAAUCACACAAUUCUCAGACGAUGUUUCAAAGGUAGCAUUGAUUUCAGAGGGCCUUGGGGCCGCAUUCAUUGUGUAAGGCUGCACAAUGUAAUAUCCUUAUUGUCCACCACUCCGCCUUAUUAAGCCAGAGGUUGAGCUUUGAAAGAUUGUGUGCUUGUGAGUACCCACGCUCCUCUGGGACUAAGAAUGUCAACCUUGUGGCUAUUGUUUUAGCCUUGAUGUUUUGCUUUCUGCCUCCCCGGAUGGUCCCACGGGGGACGGCUGUAGGAUUGAGGGUUUGAUGCAGUGCACGGCUUAGGUGAAAUGAAAGGUGGUGCUCGCAAUUUCUAGGAGCCUAAGCCUUGAAAAUCCAAAGAGAUGUGUAUAUAAUACCAGGAAAAUAUCAUCAGCUCCACCCUUCUCUCGCUUCAUAAGCAACGGUUUACAGCGUUAUAGAAGCCGAGCUUUUGUUUGUCUGUGUUGAAUUGACUGAGCUGAGUGUGUUUACAGCUUUACCGGCGUGAGUGCUCCCCGGCAAACAGAGCUUCCUUAUUUAUUCAUGAGCAGGACAUUCACAAUAUCCCAACCCGUCAUCGACGCUUAAACGAGGGCAUGUCUCCACCAUCUCUCUCUCUCUCUCUCUCUCUCUCUCUCUAUAUAU